AUGGCGCUGCUCCAGCUGUACAGCUCCGGGCUGAUUUUCACACCACAAAAAGCAUUGAAUAGAGGGAAUUUCGUGAGAAAUCCUCCUGGUUGGUUAUCCAAAGGCCCAAAAGUGGAAGAGAAUUGGAGUCCAGAAUUGCAAACCUUGGGGGGCCUUUCUCAUUGGGUUUGGUCUGUUGCUUUUUCACAAGACGGCCAGCUUCUAGCAUCUGGCUCCGAUGACAAAACUAUCAAACUCUGGGAUCCCACCACUGGCGCCCUUAAGCAUACUCUGGUGGGCCAUUCUGAUUCAAUUCUAUCAGUCGCCUUCUCACAAGAUGGCCAGUUUCUUGCAUCUGGCUCUGAUGACGAAACUAUCAAGCUCUGGGAUCCUACCACUGGCAACCUCAAGCAUACUUUGGAAGGCCAUUCUGAUUGGGUCCGAUCAGUCGCCUUCUGGAAAGAUAGCCAGCUUCUAGCAUCUGGCUCCGAUGACAAAACUAUCAAACUCUGGGAUCCCACCACUGGCGCCCUCAAGCAUACUCUAGAGGGCCAUUCUGAUUCAAUUCUGUCAGUCGCCUUCUCGCAAGAUGGCCAGUUUCUAGCAUCCGGCUCUCACGACAAAACUAUUAAGCUCUGGGAUCCCACCACUGGCAACCUCAAGCAUACUUUGGAAGGCCAUUCUGAUUGGGUCCGAUCAGUCGCCUUCUGGAAAGAUAGCCAGCUUCUAGCAUCUGGCUCUGAUGACAAAACUACCAGGCUCUGGGAUCCCACCACUGGCGCCCUCAAGCAUACUCUAGAGGGCCAUUCUGAUUCAAUUCGGUCAGUCGCCUUCUCACAAGACGGCCAGCUUCUAGCAUCUGGCUCCGACGACGAAACUGUCAAGCUCUGGGAUCCCACCACUAGCUUCCUCAUGCAGACUCUAGAGGGCCAUUCUGAUUCAGUUUGGACAGUCGCCUUCUCACAAGAUGGCCAGCUUCUAGCAUCCGGCUCUCGUGAUAGAACUAUCAAGCUCUGGGAUCCUGCCAUUGGGGCUGUCAAGCAUACUCUGGAAGGUCAUUCUGAUUGGGUUCGGUCAGUCGCUUUCUCGCAAAAUAGCCGGUUUCUUGCAUCCGGCUCUUACGACAAAACUAUUAAGCUCUGGGAUCCCACCACUGGCAACCUCAAGCAUACUUUGGAAGGCCAUUCUGAUUGGGUCCAAUCAUUCUGGGAUCUCACCACUGGCGCCUUCAACGUACUCUGGGUGUUGGCGGUAUUAACACCAACAUUGAAUUUUCCAAGCAUCUGCCGCAGCAGAUUACCUACCUGGGAUAUUAUUCUGGGUCAAAGUGAGCUAUGGCUCCCUCCAGAUUAUCAGUCUAGCUCUUCAACAGCAGGCUGGACGCACAAAUGGCAGAGUCAUUGUAAUAAGCCUUUAACUGUAUAUUUUAUACUACGCGGAUUAUACUCUAACUCUCUCAUAUUUUCAAAUCUCGUUUCAAGACCAGGGCUAGGGAGCACGGAGCUUUAUAAAGCGCAUCAAUAUUCCUGGUACUGUAAAAGUCACACGAAGAGCUCUGGAUUUAUCCCAGUGAUUUUUCAUGUACGGUCAUUUGACCGUUCUCUACGACCAAAGACUGGCCUUUUAUCAAUCCAUAAGGAGUGCCUUACUCUAGGUUUCGAAGACUGUGUCCGGUACGGAUGA
Molecule: messenger RNA, 1662 nt
Organism: Aspergillus fumigatus Af293
Lineage: Eukaryota; Fungi; Ascomycota; Eurotiomycetes; Eurotiales; Aspergillaceae
Product: putative vegetative incompatibility WD repeat protein
Exons: 3
Coding region: 1-1662 (553 amino acids)
Molecular function (GO): protein binding
Source: RefSeq, a predicted model, not a curated record